Molecule: messenger RNA, 2064 nt
Organism: Aspergillus mulundensis
Lineage: Eukaryota; Fungi; Ascomycota; Eurotiomycetes; Eurotiales; Aspergillaceae
Gene: ptpA
Product: putative protein tyrosine phosphatase (Pyp1)
Exons: 2
Coding region: 1-2064 (687 amino acids)
Biological process (GO): protein dephosphorylation
Molecular function (GO): protein tyrosine phosphatase activity
Source: RefSeq, a predicted model, not a curated record
AUGUCUGCGAUGACAGGGGCAAGAUCGCCGACGUCGCCCGCGGCUUUCUUCCCGUUAUCCGACUCUCGAGAAUCACGACCGUCCUCCUUUAACAAAAUUAGCCCGGCCAGCCCGCGGGAUUCGACAGCGGAAUUGCCGGAUUCCAAUUAUUUUUCAUUCAAUACGGAAAGCCAGAACAACAUCAUAAAAAACCGAGGAAAUCUCUCGCAUGCUCUUUCAAAUGAAAGUCCAGAAGGAAAACUCGUAUCUGGAAAACAGAUCGCCGAGCAGCACAAUCCCUUCUUCGCUGUUGCGGUUCCUGACCCCUCGGUCUACAGACUCGCUUUAAGUCGUCCUCUGGAGAAAGACGAUGCAAAUCCGACGAAACGCGACAGUAUCUCUACAGCAGGGCCGAGCGUCAGGCUGGUUUCGACGGAGGCUUGCGCAGAGCUCGUUGGCUCUCAUGCGCAUGAUCUGAUGCUGUUAGAUGUACGACCAUAUGCACAUUUCUCCCGGGGAAAUAUUCAAGGUGCACUAAAUCUGUGUAUCCCGACAACUCUACUCAAGCGCCCUUCAUUCGACACCAAGAAAUUAGCGAACACUUUCACCGACGAAGCCGAUCGGAGGAAUUUUGGCCGUUGGAGACAAUGCCGUUACAUAAUCGUUUAUGACGCCGCGACAUCUAACAUGAAAGAUGCUGCCCCUCUUGCCAAUGUGCUCAAGAAAUUCACGGCCGAGGGAUGGAAUGGUGAUGGCAUGAUUCUGACGGGAGGGUUCAAAGCGUUCUCCUCCAGGUUUCCCGAACUCACCCAGCAACAGCAACAAAAAUUGGCCUCUGGUACAAAACUGGAGAAAGGAUCUGCGAUGCAUAUCGACCUCCCGCAGUCUGCACCAGUUGCUGGUGGAUGUAAUAUACCCGAGUCUUCCAAUGCUGCGAUACCCUUUUUUGCGAACAUCCGUCAGCAUAUGGAUCUUGUCGGUGGUGUAGGACAAAUUGCGCUGAAGCAUUCAGAACAUUUAUCAGCAUCACAAAGGCGGUCCCUCCCACCUUGGCUACGUGAGAUUUCGGAUCCUGCAGAUCAAGGUCGCCUUGCUGCUUCGAGGUUUUUCGACAUUGAGAAGACCGAACUCGAGCGCAUGAAACAAGCAUUAUCAUACGACCAGGACAAUGAUUCUAGUCCGGGUAGACCCUCGUUCCCAAAAUACCGUGUUGCUGGAAUUGAAAAGGGCGCAAAAAAUCGAUAUAAUGACAUCUAUCCGUAUGACCACUCAAGAGUGAAACUCCACGACAUACCCCGUGGUGGAUGUGACUAUGUGAAUGCAAGUUAUCUCAAAGCCGAGUAUAGCGAGCAACAUUACAUAGCGACCCAGGCUCCUGUGCCUGAUACUUUUGAUGAUUUCUGGCGGGUCAUAUGGGAACAAGACAUUCGUCUUGUAGUGUCUUUGACUGCAGAGGUUGAACGGGGGCAAGUCAAAUGCCAUCCGUAUUGGAAAUCCGGAACAUAUGGACAAUUUCAUGUGAACAAUUUCUCCAAGAAAUAUAUCCCUCUAGAGGACUCGGCUGGUGGUAAAUGCGACGAUAACCCCACGCUUGUUGUCAGGCACUUUGGUUUGUCGCAUUCAGGCUUCCCGUUCGAGCCUUUGCGCGAAGUUACGCAAAUUCAAUACGCAGAUUGGCCUGACUUCGGUACCACUUCUCAGCCGAAGCAUCUCGUUAAUCUAAUUGAACAAUGUGAUAAAGUCCGGAAUGCAACGGCCAGUGCUGCACCAGGCAACCCAACAAGACCAGUUCUGGUGCACUGCAGCGCAGGAUGUGGCCGCACUGGAACUUUCUGCACGGUCGAUAGUGUUUUAGAUGUGCUGAAGCGCCAAUCCGCCCAACCAGAUGGGCACCACGAAGGGCGCUCUUUUGAUCAAUUGCUCGGCGGUGGACAGAUGGAUCUCGUUGCGAAGACACUGUCCGACUUCCGUACGCAGAGACCAAGCGUGGUUCAGAACCUAAGUCAGUUCGUGCUUUGUUACGAAAGCAUUCUAGAGUGGGCUACCACCCAGAUUGUCGAAAAGCAGCCCGGGAUAGCAAGAUAA